This is a messenger RNA of Zea mays, 1068 nucleotides long. RefSeq lists its product as uncharacterized. Gene Ontology annotation, biological process: chloroplast fission. The transcript has 3 exons. The record is from RefSeq and is a predicted model, not a curated record. Gene Ontology annotation, cellular component: membrane. NCBI's taxonomy places the organism in Eukaryota, Viridiplantae, Streptophyta, Magnoliopsida, Poales, Poaceae. Bases 71 to 730 code for a protein of 219 amino acids.
GAAACGUUAUCUAAACCCUGUAACCUCUCGUCUGCGGUCUGCCAUCCGCCUCGAAGCACCACACACACCAAUGGCCGCCUCCAGCGCCGACCCGGCUCAGCACCACGCCUCCUCGAGGCCGCCACUCCUCCUCGCCGUACGCCACCUGCCCUUCCCGGGCGUCCCCCGAACACGCACGUUCCCCGUCCCCGGCCCCGACGUCCUCGCCCCUCUCGCCCGCCGCCUCGAGGAGCUCGCGUCCGCGGCGGCCGCCCACCCGCUCCUGAAGCCGCUCUUCGCCGCCCACUCCCACCUCUCCUCCUUCUCCCAGGGCAGGAGGCGUCUGGUGGCGGCGCGGCGUGCCACGGUGCUGUCGUCCGGGGAGCUCUGCUUCGCGGCGGUGCUCGGGGACUCGGUGGCCGGGACGGUGGUGGCCAGCGGCAUCAAUAACUUCCUCAACCUUUACAACACGGUGCUCGUCGUCAGGCUCGUGCUCACCUGGUUCCCCAACACGCCGCCCGCCAUCGUCGCGCCUCUCAGCACGAUACUCGCUUUCCUCGUCCUCAACGCCUUCACCAGCACGGCCGCCGCGCUUCCCGCGGAGCUGCCAAGCUGCUCGGCAACGGCGCAGCAUCACCAGAGGACUGCUGUCUCACCCUGCUCGGCGCCGCAUGAGGCGACGCUCAGCCAGAGGAAAUGGAUGCGGAGAAUGCGGUCACAGAAGCCACAGGGAGACGAUGGUGAUCACUAGGACUCGUGAGCCCGUGGAUGUGUUCCUCAAAUCGUCAGUGCCUUGUUGUUACCAGGCUGGGGACCAUGCUUCGCAUCAGACGCUCGAGGUCUGCACGGCACUGUGUCGGACAUGCAUGCUCUAGCUCUCUGGUCAUCGGACGCAAACUCUGGCAUUGCCGCAUGCAGAAUUCACUUUGGUCAUAACGUUGCUUCAAAUGUUUUUUUUUUUGGCGGUGUAAUGCGUUGGUGUUGUUGCGGAACUUUCUUCCUUUGAGGGUUGUGCUUUAUGCAAAGUAUGUAGAGGAACCUGCUUGACUAUUACUAUCCCGCAACAUGAUGCCUGUUCUCAGCUCCACA